Molecule: messenger RNA, 1852 nt
Organism: Pelodiscus sinensis (Chinese soft-shelled turtle)
Lineage: Eukaryota; Metazoa; Chordata; Testudines; Trionychidae
Source: RefSeq, a predicted model, not a curated record
AUGCCGUUGCAACUGGACAUUAUGCAAGGACUUCGCUUGAAGAUGAAGAAGUUUUCCAACAGAAGCACAUUAAAAAACCACAAGGGCUUUUCAGAAACCGAUUUGAAGUUAGAAAUGAUUUCACAAGAUGCUUUGAGGAGAACCAUUUUUCCUUUAGGAGGAUUGACAAAAGAUUUUGUAAAGAAGAUAGCAGCAGAACAUGGUUUUCAUCAUGUGCUGAAGAGAAAAGAGAGUAUGGGAAUCUGUUUCAUUGGGGAAAGAAAUUUUGAAAACUUCAUUCUUGAGUAUUUAGAACCUCGUCCAGGUAACUUUGUUUCCAUUGAAGAUAACAAAGUGAUAGGCACACACAAAGGUUGUUUCCUGUAUACAAUAGGCCAGAGGGCUAAGCUAAGUGGCCUCAGCGAAGCUUGGUUUGUUGUUGAGAAAGAUGUCACAUCGGGAAAUAUCUUUGUGGCACCAUCUACAAAUCACCCUGCACUAUACAGAGACCUAUUGCGAACAAACCGUGUGCACUGGAUUGCAGAAGAACCUCCUGCAGAGCUAAUUAGGGACAAAAUGAUGGAGUGUUCUUUCAGGUUUCAGCAUCAGAUGGCACUAGUGCCAUGCAUGUUAACUCUGAACCAAGAUGGGACAGUGUGGGUGACACUAGUCAAGCCAAUAAGAGCUCUUACACUAGGACAAUUUGCCGUGUUCUACAAGGGUGAUGAGUGCCUUGGCAGUGGAAAAAUCAUCAGACUGGGCCCAUCGUUGUACACUUUACAACAGGGCAAAAGCAGAGAGCAAGAUUCAGCGCAUGUGUUAGCAGAAGAGAUCAAGAAGUUGGAACCAGCAACGUAAUACGUGCAUUUUUCUUGACUGAAAGACUUUGGGGAUUCUGGAGCAUUAAAAUAAUGAGCCAUAAACCACAAAUGUAUUUUCUUUGACAGACUAUAUCUUUCAAAAGAUGAAUUAAGGCAAUUCUGCCAUAAUAUUUGACUGAUGGUACCUAAGAGGGUUUUUGAAUUAAAAUAGAUUUAAUACGGUUUAAUUAAAAUAGAUCAGUAAGAUACCUCAAGUAAGUAAUGGAAACAUAUUGUACAAAAAGGUAUGUAUACUGUAUAUGAGACAUCCUGGCAAUUUUAAGAUCAGCACUUUUGUAUUUUUAGAGUGGGGUUAACUGUAAACCAAGUUUUUAAUGUCAAAGUUUUUCUAAUAAAAAUGCACAGUUUAUGUACUAGUGUUCUAGAAAUACAUGAGAGUUUCUGCAGUUUGAAAUAGCUGCUUUUCCCUUUUGUGCCAUGAUAUCAGUCUUGUAAAAGAAAUAAGGUAGUGAAUUUUCAGUAUGUAAUAAAGUUUUAGUUUUAGUUUUCUAAAAUUGCUCUGUAACAGCAGCAGCAUAUAAAACCAUUUUUAUUUAAAAAAUGCCCUAAACCCUAAAUCUUUCUUUUAGGCACAACUGAAAGUAUUUUAAGAGCUAUGUCUGUAGGUAAAAUGGAUGCGUGACUUGUGUUAAAUUUGUGUUGGACUUUGGGAGAAGGCUGUGUUAUGUCUCUUACAUUCAAGUUCAUGAACUGUGACCAAUAGGUAUUUAUUUUUCACUUGCAAUACAUUUUAUAAUACUUAUUUUACACUUGUUUGCUGCUAGUAGUUAUGGUUUAAGAUUUUUACCAUAAUUCAGGUUUUGAAAUCUAGUGAUUUGAAAAUAAAUGCAUUGAUACAUCUAACAUUCUUUUAUAAAACUGUGUAAUGGUGUGCCAUUUUACUGCAGUUUGAUUAAUACUGUAAACUAAUCUGGGCAGGGACUUUGACAUCUGCGUCCUUGGCGCACUGAGAAUGCAUUGUCAGUAUGUAAAUAAACCCAAAGUUAUAUGUA